Trypanosoma rangeli is the source of this 534-nucleotide messenger RNA. RefSeq lists its product as uncharacterized. The record is from RefSeq and is a predicted model, not a curated record. The transcript has a single exon. The coding region runs from base 1 to 534 and encodes 177 amino acids. Lineage: Eukaryota; Euglenozoa; Kinetoplastea; Trypanosomatida; Trypanosomatidae.
AUGCCAGUGGAGCAAGCGCGGCAGCCAGAAGCAGCAGGAAAAAAAAGAAAAAAAAAGACAUGGAAGCAUCGAAGGUGUGCGCUAGAGCAAAGUACACUAAAAGCGGACCUCCCAGUGAAUUGUCUUGAUAUCUGUCCAUGCACACUACUAGUAGGCCAAGUGGCGUGGCCCCGGCAGAAAAGGCUUUACAAAGCAACUCGGUAUGCUACAGGCCCGUUAGAAGCGCGUGUACAGCCAUGCGAGACUCUUCCGAAUGCGCAUCAUAUGGUUAAACCCAUCAAACAACACCAUCAGGCGGCCACUGUCUCUUCGUUUUCCACAGCUGCUGUUGCCGGCUGUGCCAUGCGAUGGUGGCACAAACAGUUGCCUUUGCGUCUCCUGCAUCUUUUGCUGCUCUCGCAUCUCCGCCUUAUUGGCAGGGUUUUCUUUACGCAAGGCCCUAGAGACAAAAACUCAGUUCUCGUACUUGCACACUACAUGCCGCCGUUGCGCGGGAAUACUUGUCUCCAAGAGACAAAUGUCCUGACUACCUGA